GGAACAUUUGGGCUAUUAUAGUAUGCUCAAUUUAAAACCGUCUUUAUGAGAUCGCGUUUGAAUUUUUUUAGUUACGAAAGUUGACUAGUUUGGAUAGCUUAUACUGGAAGAUACUAAGGAGGACAUUUAGUUAUUUGGGUUUAUGAAAUGAGUGCAAAAUGGAAAAAUCAUGGACACGUAUGGAUUAUGAGUACCAUGAUAAAUCAGUAAGUCAGAUCACCUUGGAGACGCGUUCCAAUGCUGUGAUGGCACACAUUGCUCAAGAUGGGGUUAAAGAAAAGAUCUCAGCUGUUAGAGAGAUUGUUCCAGGUUACAGUAACAAUGCCAUAACACUGGUUCUCCAGUACUACGAUUAUAGUGUACAAGAAGCAAUCCAAGCAUUUCUAGAAGAUGGGGCCAAGCAAGCAUUAACAGAAUGGCAUUUUCAGGGAAACAAAAUAAAUACCAAGAAGAAAAAGAAGAAUAAGGCGAAAAAAUCUGACCAAUCAGGUGACAGUACUGCUCAGGCUUCAACCAAUGGGGACCAAGGACAAAGCGCAACUGCUCAGACCGUACCGGGGCCAUCAACUAUAACAGAGUCUUCUAUAGGCAAUAAUAGCACAGUUUUGAAUGGUCAUGACCCUGCCCUAGAGAGUGACGGGGUCAAGGGUCGACCAGGACUGGCAUCCAAUCAACUCUCAGGAAAUGACUCGACUAAGCAUGUAGCAGCAACUAGAACAAAACCAGAACCAAUCAGAACAAACCAAGAUUCCACUAAAACAAAACCAGAAGUGGCCAAAUCUAAAGCUAACCUUGUGGCAACCCAAAAGACACAAGGAGAACAAUCAAGUCAGCAAUCUGUGCGACCCAAGGCCCUUCCUGUGUCUAGUAUCCCUGAUGUGCCAGUCCAGAGAGAGAGAAUCGGGAGUUCAGUGAGCACCACAAGUACAUUGUCCACUAGUUCUGCUGGUAGAGUGAGACGCCCACAUGCAGGUCUAGAAAAAUCUAUGAAAGACUUACAGCGACAGACCAUAUCUCUGCUGCGUUUCCGCAAUCUACUUAACGAGGAAGUUGAACGAUCAUUCAAACGCAUCAAAACUGUGCACGAAGAGCUACACAAAUGCCUUAAAGAGCGAGAAGCUGAACUGGUCCAAGGAAUGGAAAAUGUCAAAUCACAGGCCACAACUAUACUGAAUGAGAGACAAGAAAGAGCUGCUGAGCUAAAGGUUCGCACAGAUAGAGCCCCCAGUAUGUCAGAACAAGAACUGGCUGAAUUGAGGGCUGAUAUUAAGCAUUUUGUAACUGACAGGAAGAUUGAUGAGGAGGUUGGUAGAACUACCAGGUUUCUCUAUGAUACAGAUCACCUAUGUACAGAAAUCAGAUCAUUUGGAGAGAUUGCACCAGUGCGUUCAGCUUAUAGUACAAGGCGACCAUCAGUGACAUCUAUAUGUAGCUCUGUAAGUCAUGAUGAGCUUAUGUCGCCCCUCACCCCUCUUACACCCCACACUCCAGUCUUCGACUCCCUCACAUCAUCCUUGAACACCAAGACAACAGCAGAUCAGAACAACCUUUCUGUUCUGGACAGUGGAGCUAUGGCUAUCAAGAAGGCAAUGGAGAUGGAACAUAAUGCCAAGACAGAUACUAUCUCUGUGAAGGAAGUGGUGGAGCUGCAGGAAAGGCUCAACAAUUCACUCAAACUUCAGGGUCUCCCUGUGAAGUCUCCCCCUAGUCGUAAACCCAGAGUACAGCCAGUAGAGACAAAGCCAAAUGAACGCCAAGAAAACACAGGAGAUAAACAGAAAACUAGGAGUGCUAAGAGACGAGAACUCCAGCGAAAGAAACGACUUGAACUCAAAUCAGAGAGUGAAAAAAGUGAGAGUGGUAAAGAGCAAAGCUCAUCUAAAUCAAGUAGCGAGAGCCCAAAUCGCAACACCCCUAACCGUAGAUCAAAAUCCCCAGGGAAAAGAUCUCAAAGUCAGAAAUCAGGGCCACAAGGUGAAAAGGCAGGAUCACAAGGUGAUGGGGCUUCUCGUGAAGAAAAGGCGAAACAAGACAGACAAAAUCGGGAGUAUAAAGAGGGAUCUGAGAGAGUUAAUAAACCGCGUCCCAGAUCAAGGUCCAAACAAAACCCCAAAGAUACCAGAUCAGGUCUGAAAGCCGAGUCCAAAGAAGAGUCAGGUCCUGAAUCAGGUACCAAAGUAACUACUAGUGAUAAGUCUCAGUCUGAUAAACCAGCUACCCCUAAAGCUGGCUCAACCAACAACAUUAAGCAGGAAACUAAUUCAGCAAAUAAGGAGCCUAGUAAUAAAAAUGACAAACAUAAUAGUUCAACUCAGAAGUCCUCCAAUGAGUCCAAAAUUCAAAAAAAUACAAAACAGGAUUCACCAAAUAAUAGUAGAGGCCAAAAUCGCCGACCUAGAAGCCCGAAUAAGUCUAGUGCGCGUAAAGAAAAUAUGAAAGAAAGCAAACUUUCUAACCAUGAAGCUGAUUCGACCAAUGCUGAGAAAAUUGGCAAGACAUCUCCCCAGGAAAACGGCCCAUUAAAGCCCAAAGUUCAAAUGAACAACAUAAAGGAUAGUGGUGAUUAUACCACAUCUAAUGAAACUCAUGACAAAGAUAAAACAAUUGAAAAUAGUCCAAAAAGUAACAGUCCUAAGAAAAAAGUGAAAUCUGAAGUUAUAUCAAUUUUGGAUGCUCCUGUUGUAAAUGGCGAUCACCCAGGCAAUAUUGACGAGAAUAUGAACAAUGAUAAGAUUGAUCCAUUACCACAGCGUAAACCCCGUAGCUCUCGUACAGAGAGAAAGAAAGAUGAUAGCUUAGAUAAAACAGGAGAAAGCAGCCUACUUGUAAAUGGUGAUCUAAACGGAGUUCAUAUAGAGGUUGAAGAUUAGGUUGAGCAAUGGAUAUGGAUGGAUGUUUCAGUAAGAUUGACACGUGAGAGUUUAUAGGAGUAUAUUAAAUGAAUCAAUGCUUGCAGUAAGACCUCAACCUGAAUAUUCCAACACUGUGAUUGCAUUUAAAACAGUCUUAGCUUUAAAAAUAUAUGGCUAAUGACCCACUGAUUGGUAUUAUAACAACCAAUCCCGCCAUAAAAUUUUGAAGCUGGUAUUAGAGGCCAUAAAGUAUAUUUCAUGAAAAUUUGAUAAUGGCUUGCAAUUGCUAAAUUUAUCCAAUUUUCAUAAAAUAUGAAUUAAUUCCAUGUAGCAGUGCUUAUAUUGGAUAAUCUGAUAGUAUCUAGGUCAGUAAUAGCUAGGUCAGUAAGAUGAACCAAGGCUGUACCAUAAUAAUAUCAUUGAUAUUUAAGUAUCUUAAUAGACAAUUGAACGCAAGCUACAUAACUGUUCACAGAAGACAAAACCAAAGAAAAAGUGCUGAUCAUUUCUGUGUAUGGUGUUAUGAUAACAUAUGUACAUAUCUUUUAAAUUAAAACCCAAUCUUCUGCAAUGUCCUUCAUGUUCAGGUAAUCUGACGUUUGGAGGGCAUUUGGAGGGCUUUUUGAGACCCCCCCUAAUAUAAAGUACAACAGUCUGA
Messenger RNA from Owenia fusiformis, 3510 nucleotides. Lineage: Eukaryota; Metazoa; Annelida; Polychaeta; Sabellida; Oweniidae. The record is from the annotation of a GenBank genome assembly.